AUGAGCUCUCCUAUAAAACUACCACUUUUGACAAAUAAAGAAAGCUUUUGCAAGAGAAGAGCGGAGCAUCCCACUAGAAUUUGCGGAGUUGGGGACGAAGAUAGUGGGAAAAUGUGGAAGAUUGCCCCUAGCAAUUUUGGUACUUGUAGGGCUCUUCCAAAUAAUUGGGAGAUAAACAAGGAAGAAUUAAUUCGAUUAUGGAUUGCUGAAGGCUUUGUACCGCAACCGUUGCAAGGGGAAGGAGAAGGAGAUGAGACGAUGGAAGAUAUAGACAAAGAAUAUUUGGAAGAACUUGUCAGCAAGAGCAUGGUUCAAGUGAGCAAGAGGAGCUCCUCUGGAAUGGGUGUUAAAACAUGCCAAAUACACGAUGUGAUGUGUAUCAAUUGCAAGAGACGAGAAUUUCCUUCAUGUUGUUCAGCGUUAAGAGGGAAGUAUGACUCAAAGAUCUUCUUCCUUUCUUCACUUGACAACAACAACGAAGCUCCGUAG
Messenger RNA from Dovyalis caffra, 489 nucleotides. Lineage: Eukaryota; Viridiplantae; Streptophyta; Magnoliopsida; Malpighiales; Salicaceae. The record is from the annotation of a GenBank genome assembly.